AAGCAAUGAUAAGCAGCUUUAUGAGAUCAGUGACUUGGCGUGCACAAUUCAAAAUGGCGGUUUUUUAGGAGUGAAAUUUUCAAAAAGACAAAUAUAUUUUUAGUUUUUAUCGCUAUUUAAUAGCCUAUAUAUUUUAAUUGACAGCAUGGCAAGAAAGCUGACUUCACCGAGUUCAGGUCAAUACUUUUUACUGUAAAAUAAUGUGCAAUAAAGCCACUUGAUUUAUAUGUUCUUGAAAGUUGAAAUAUAAUAUUCAAUUUAUAUAUCCAUACAAUAGAUUUUUUGUGAUUUAUAUAUAGAAUUAGAUCCAUCAUUGCUGAGCUUUGAAAGGCUUGACCGUUCUUCUCCAGAUCUAUGGCCUGAUCAGAGUAAGUUCCAGUGCACUGUGGCACUAAAUUAAUUCAUUGAAAACAGCCAAAAGACUAAUAAUAUCUCAUAUUUAUUUGCAGUGCCUGGUGUGUCAGACUUUGCAGAAUUACGAUCAAGUGUAAGUUGAAUCAGAUGCUGUGUCGAUAUUUGUUAAUAAACUGACCACUGUGGAAAGUUUGUAUCGCACAACCGAGAUCUUAGGCAUACAGUUUUGAUGUACAUACAUAUAGUUCUUUCCCCUCAAACGGUUGCCAAAACAGCCUGUUUCAUCCACGAAGAAUCAUCAGGAGAUCCACGAGGAAUCGUCAGGUGGCUCCUGAUGAUUCCUCUUGGAUGAAAUAGGUUGUUGUGGCAACAUUUCGAGGUAAAACGACUAUUUCUGCUCUAUAUGAUAUCAAGCACUCUUUGGCAUUUUGUGAACCAAACCACAUUUGUAUAUAACACAUAAGUAAAAUUGUCUGCCAUAUAAUUAAACAAAAUAAAAACAAACUAGUUUGUAUUAGGGUGCAUUGCAGCAUAAUGGGUUAACUUUUUAAGUGGCAAUGUGCCCGACUUUAUUAUCUUACUCUGUCUAAUGCCGGAUGAUUUUUCUCAUUAAGGAGAGAGCACUACCACUCAAUGGGUUAAUCAGACUGUUUGCCCAUGCACUCUGUUAACAAGAGCCAUAAUGGACCUAUUACCUAAUAAACAAAAUUUUGAUCUAGACAAACAUUUCAUCACAGCUUGAAAGAGCAUCACAAAAUUAGUAAUAUUCCAAAGUUUUGUUGCAAAAUGUUGUAAAAUGCGGAUAAUAUAGCCCUGCAAAAUUUCCGUUUUUCAGUCAUUUUGUAUUUAUACGCACGAGAAAUUGAUAUCGCUUUCUGAAAAAGGUAUCAAUUUCCUGCUCAUAAUACAAAAUGACUGAAAAACGGCAAACUUUGCAGGGCUAUAUUAUCCGCAUUUUACAACAUUUCACAACGAAACUUUGGAAUAUUACUAAUUUUGCGAUGCUCUUUCAAGCUGUGGUGAAAUGUUUGUCUAGACUUGUCUAGAUCAAAAUUUUGUUCAUUAUAGGGAAUAGGUCCAUUGGAUCUGGGCCAAUCAAGUUCUGAGUCACUUUUGUUAAACCCUAUAGCCUUAUCCAGGUUCGACUGGGGAAACAAAAUUAUCAACUGGCUUUUCUGAUGGUGAUAUGGAUUUAUUACAAGGUUUGUAUAAAACACCCCAAAUUAUUAAUAUAAUAAUAUGUAUAUAUAAUUAGCUAAGUUUUAUUCCGUCUGUGUAGAGUUUGGUAGUUUGACAACAGCACAAUUGAUGGAAAAGGUCAGAGGACUUCAAAAUUUGGCUUAUCAGCUUGGCUUAGAAGAAGGUAUGUUACUGAAUAUUAGAGUAGAGAGGUUAAUUGGUAACUAAUAAUUGUUACCAAUCAGAUGCAUUUAUUCUGCCCAAUUAACCAAUCAAAUGAAUAAUAAACCUGUGAGUGUGAGAGGUAGCUGUAGUGGUAAUCAGAUCUGAAGCUCAGUCCAUCACUGAAUAAGGAAUAUUUCUGGGUCUAGACUGUUCAACUUUUAAUCAUUUAUAUUUUGUAUUUAGCUCUCAUUUUCUUUCCUUUUUUCUAGCAAGAGAAAUGACCAGAGGGAAGUUUUUGAAUAUUCUGCAGAAAAGUCAAAGAAAUACCCGACAAAAACAUUAAUGAAACAUUAUGUUCCAUAGAACUGUCCUAACUAUGCAUGACAUGUAUAUAUUAAUAUAAAGUUUCAGUAAAAUAAUAUUAUUAUUUAAUAUACAAUUUCAGUUUCAUAAAGUUUCAGACGUAAAGUUUUAAAGCCAUUUAAGCAACUGAUCAGUCAUAGUGUAAAUUACACAAGACAAACUAUCCAGGCACACUAGGGUGAUCUACACUGGCAUCAAAAGGUUCUGUUCAUCUAAUGCUGUAUUUACUGUUUUACACACUUUCAUUUCAUUUCAUUGACUUUAUUUACAGAGGGUAAUACAUGACAGUAAGCGUGAGCUACUGAUAAAUUAGUGGCCCUCAUAAACUAUAUUACAACUAUAUAAACAAGAAAUGAUUAAUGUAACAAAGUACAGUAUCAUCCUAACGGGCAUCUGUCAAUAAGUCAUUAAAAUAGUAUUAAAAUAGUUAUAAUAAAAUAUUAUACAAG
This is a messenger RNA of Paramuricea clavata, 2510 nucleotides long. NCBI's taxonomy places the organism in Eukaryota, Metazoa, Cnidaria, Anthozoa, Malacalcyonacea, Plexauridae. The record is from the annotation of a GenBank genome assembly.